ACUGGCAGCAACCAUCCAGUUACACGAAGAAGAGAACCUGAAGAAGAAGAGCAACUCUUUGCUCGUCGUUUGAAAACGUUCCUACUGAAAAAGGUCUCCCUCAAAACUCUUAAAGAUCAAAACGAAUCCAAGAACUUCCAAGCAGGAACAUCAAAUAAGCUGUUUAUUUCAACCAGUGUUCCAGAAAUAGCAAAAUUAACUUGAUUUCAGAAACGCCUGAUGUUAAAAAGUAUCUUCCAAAAAAUGCCCAAAAGACAUCUACAUGCGAAAACUUUUAUUGAAGAUCUGCUGUAUUUUUAUCUGAUAGCUAUGUUUUAGAACGCUUAAAUGCUGUUGUUAUGGAGUUGGAAAAGUGGGAGACUAGUUACCACAGUUGGAGGAUGGAAUUUUCUAGAAAUGGUCAAGAAAAUUAUUCCAUAUAUAUUUGUAGAUAAUUUUAAACAAAAUGUUAUUUUUUCUCAAUACCUGACUGUGCAGUGUUGUUUAGCCACUGCUGCUUCCUUUUUACAUCUAUCAAGAAAUGUCAGAUGCUCUAAAGAAAUAUUUUUGUCCUCGACUGCUGGACUAUAUUGUUUUUGUGGGAGCUCGGCAACCAAGUCGCAACCAUGCGGUUCAGCCUCCAGAACUCUUACGCAGGUAUCCAGCCGAAGACCACAAAGAUUUUCCUCUCAGUCCUGAUGUUGUAUAUUUUUGUCAACCAGAGGGGUGUGUCUGUAUAGGGCCAAAACGUGUCAGCCUCAGGGAAUCAAACUCAUUUGUAUUUGCUCUGACAGAAAAAGAUACAAGUCGAGUGCGAUAUGGUAUCUGUGUUAACUUCUAUAGAGCCAUUGAGAGACGACCAUCAACUAAAGAAAAAGCAAGGGAUCGUGCAAAAAAGAAAGCUGGGAAACAUAAAGAAAGUGAUUUUAGUGUGACACAUGAUAAGUAUCUGGACCCUCAACGAGAUUAUUCAUCUAAGAGCCAUCAAGAUGAUUCUGAUGGUGAUUCAAAAUCAUCAUCUCCAAUCAGUCAUCAGCGCAUAAGAAGUCACUCUCUUACAUCACUUUGUAUCAUUAGUCAUCAUCCAUUUUUUUCUACUUUUCGUGAAUGUCUUGUCAUUUUAAGAAAACUUAUAGAUGUCUGCAAUGAAAGAAACUUAUCAAGAAGAUUUGGUGGCUCCAAACAAAGUAGUAGAGAAACUGUUUGGUCUUUUUUAACUGGAAAAUUAUCUGAAAAUGCUCCUGCUUCAUUGCUACAUGGAAUUCGAGAAUUAGAAAUGUGGAUGUUGAGAUUGUUAAGUGCUCCAGUUCCUGUUCCUGGGAAAACAAGGGUGGAGGUGGAGAUUCUGCCUCGAGAUAUACAACCUCCUCUCACCUUUGCUCUCCCUGAUCAUACUAGAUUCUCUUUAGUAGAUUUCCCACUUCAUUUGCCUUUAGAACUACUUGGUGUCAAUACAUGUAUGAAAGUUCUGACUUGUAUAAUUCUGGAGCACAAACUACUUUUACAAUCACGUGAUUACAAUGCUCUUUCUAUGAGUGUGAUGGCCUUUGUUACCAUGAUUUAUCCAUUGGAAUAUAUGUUCCCUGUGAUUCCUUUACUUCCAACUUGCAUGAAUGGAGCUGAACAGCUCCUUCUGGCACCUACUCCUUACAUAAUAGGAAUCCCUGCAAGCUUCUUAAUGUUUAAGCGUCAGUUUAAGUUGCCAGAAGAUGUAUGGUUGGUUGAUUUGGAUUCAAAUAAGAUCACUAAACCUCCUGGUGUCGAAGAUCUUCCACCACUUCCAGAACCUGAGGGAACUAUAUUACAAAAUCAUUUGAAACAAGCCUUAGCAUCAAUGAGUAUGAGCCCCCAGCCUAUUAAAAAUCUUGAUCGAAUUCAAUCAGGAGUAGCGGACCGUUUAGUACCGCAAGAACCUCCACCUCCUCCACUGACUACAGGUUUUAAUCCAUUAAUCUAUGGUAAUGAUGUGGACUCCGUGGAUGUUGCGACUCGAAUAGCUAUGGUCCGUUUCUUCAAUUCACCUGGUGUUUUAGCAAAUUUCAUGGAGCACACGCGAACUCUACGCUUGUAUCCGCGUCCUGUCGUAGCCUUCCAAGUUAAUAGUUUUCUUCAUUCAAGACCUAAGUUUUCAUAUUUCCUCAGCAAGUUCGUUCGUACACAAGCUGUAGAAUUUUUCGCUGAAUGGUCUCUGUCUCCGACUAAUGUGGCCUUCCUAAGGGUUCAUACAGGUGUUUUUGAUCCUACUAUUGUUGGAGAUAAGGCCAAGUGGUACAGUCAUCAAUUAGAACCUUUACAUUUCAAAGUUUGGUCUGAUGGCUCAGUUUUGAUGAGUGUUUUGGCAGCAUCAUUACAGUCUGAUCCAUCAAGUGAUGAAAGCUGCAGUGAUAGUGAAGGUGCCGGCAGUACAAGUUCUUCUUAUUCCUCUCUAAGUGACUUUGUUACAGAUAUGGUGAACAGUGAAAUAACUAGUGAAGGUGUACUUGCUGCUUCUGGAUCUGAGGAAUCUGCUAACAGCCAAGUUCUUUUUGACCACCAUUCUGUAUAUCAACCACCAAGCACACUACAGCUGCCUGCUGCUGACAUUAAUAAUCGUAAUGCUGUGUUUGCCCUACCAUAUGCCAAUUCUCCACCAUCCACUCCAUCAAGCAGUCCAUCUUUCAAUGGUGAUCCUCAAGCAAACUUGGCACGUGCUGCAGAAAAAGCUGUAACUGCUGCAUUUCAGCCUUUAGCAUACAGGUCUGAAUCUCAAGAUCAUGGUGAUGGGGAUACUGAAGUGUUUAGUGGUCAAGAAGGAGAGACUGCAACUUUAACACCAUCCACUAUUCGCUCAGUUAUAUCACCCCAACCACCUCUACAGAGUAGAAGCCCUGCUGACAGUCUUGGGAGUGAUAUAGAAAGUAUUCAUGAUCAUGAUGUUGUGCAUGGUGUAACUGGCAAUUCUGCACCCCGUGUCAGGUCUGGUAACACAGUUUUAACUCCAGAAACAUCAAUUGACAGAGGCAGUGGAACUGGUUCUGGAACUCCUACUCCAACUCCUACACGUACCAUUAGUAUUAGUAGUGUUUUGAGUCGUACGGGAAGUAUUGGUGGUGUUUCUUUAACUGCUCAAAACAGCCAAGGUUCUCUCCUUGAAACAAUGGCACGUGAGGCCAGAGAAGUUGCUAGAGAAGCAAGUAAAGCAGCUGUAGAAGCUAGUCGCACAGCUCUGGAAGCUACAAAGCCUGCUAGGGAGGCUGGAAAGAAAACUCUCUUAAAAAAUUUGCAAGCAUUUGGUGAACCAAUGACCAGUAGUCGAGAAAAACGUGUCGCUGAAUCUACAGAAAUUGUUACUCGAGAUGGUGGUUCAAGUCCUGGUUCUCUUAUAUCUACCGUUAGUAGUGAACUCAAUGGUAUUGCUGCUCAGACUUCAAGCAUGUUUUCUGGGUUUUUUAGUAGCAGAUCAAGUUCUAUAUCCAGACCUAGAGAUCGACCUCAGCCAUUUGGACCUUUCCCAAAAGGGCGAAAAAUUCAAGUAGAAAAGACUACACUUAUCAAACAUACUACCACUCAGCAGAAGAAGCAGCAAGAUGCACAACGAAUGCAGACUUUAGAAGCUCACAGCACUUCUCAUACAGAUAAUCAGACGUUUUUGAAGGAAACUAUAAAUGCUGUUCUUGAAGGAGAAGGAGUUGGAUGGUUAAAAUUGAGCAGAGUAAAAAAAUUGAUGGAAGAUGAAAAUUAUCGCAAUUUGGUUGUAUCUAGGCUCAAUAAAACUCUUGAAAGAAAAAUUGGACCCGAUGACCACAUAGAUGAUGUG
Molecule: messenger RNA, 3775 nt
Organism: Stegodyphus dumicola
Lineage: Eukaryota; Metazoa; Arthropoda; Arachnida; Araneae; Eresidae
Gene: Rab3-GEF
Product: Rab3 GDP-GTP exchange factor
Biological process (GO): regulation of apoptotic process; regulation of Rab protein signal transduction
Cellular component (GO): cytosol
Molecular function (GO): guanyl-nucleotide exchange factor activity
Source: RefSeq, a predicted model, not a curated record